GCGGGGCCGCGGCGGGACCGGCCCUGGCACCGGCCCUGGCACCGGGCCUGGCACCGGCGCUGCGAUGUUCCGCCGGGCCCGCCUCAACGUGCGGCCCAACGUGAGGCCCGCGGGCAGGGGCGCCGGGGGCACGGCCGAGCCGCUGCCUCAGGCCUCGGGCUCCCCGGCGGCCGCCGGAGCUGACGCGGCGGCGGGAGUGGCUGCCGAGCCCCCGCGGCAGGCGGAGAGCGAUGACAAGGCUAAUAGCUCAAAUGAUGCUGGAGAAGCUAGUAAGCCUGCAGAGAUGCCUACGCAGAGAAGAAAACGGAUCUCCACCAUGCCAAAUCUUCUUAAACCCAGAGCUGGACCUUCAUCUACUCAGUGUCCUGCAUCAAAACUGCAGAGGCGAGCAUCGCAGGCUCCCAAUGAAAGUGCUUCACCUCAGAAGGAUUCCUCUCCAUCAGAAGAGAGUAAUGUUGAAAGUUCUUUGAAGUCUCCCAUGCUGCCAGAAAAGAAAACACCUGUGCCACAAGUGCCACAGUUUUCCCCACUUAAAAAGUUGGUGAACAAAGAGCAAACUGUAGGUGUAGCUGCUCAAAGAAAUGACGAUACCUUGCAGAAGAGUGUACCCUCACCACUCAAGGAGAGACCGACACAGGAAGGAUCAGGAAUACAGGAGGAAAAACCACCUAUGAAACCUGCGCCCGUGAAAGAGAAACGAGUGUGUUCUGACCGUGAAAGGAUCCUCAAAGCUCGGAAGUUAAGAGAAAUGCUUAAAGAAGAGCUGAAAAAAGAGCGGAUGUUGAAACACAGGCCUCCAAUAAUUGAAGGACGUUCUCCACCAGAUCGCUCUAAAAUGACCAUGAGGGACUUGAUACACUAUCUACCAGAAAACAAUCCUAUGAAGUCUUCAUUGGCAGAAGAAAAGAGAACAGAAAAAAAUUCUGCACAGGGUCAAAUGAAAGAACAGGAAGAGAAGAAUACUCCUGAUCAUGAAGAGGAAGAUGAGGAGGAAGAAGCAGAGAAUGGGGAGGAGAGUCAAGAUGGUCCUCUUCUAGUGCCUCGUGUGAAAGUAGCAGAGGAUGGUUCAAUUAUACUGGAUGAAGAAAGUUUAACUGUAGAAGUUUUAAGAACAAAAGGUUCAUGUGUUAUAGAAGAAAAUGAUCCCAUCUUUGAGCGUGGCUCUACAACUACAUAUUCCAGCUUCAGGAAAAGUUUUUACACAAAACCGUGGUCAAAUAAAGAAACAGACAUGUUCUUUCUGGCUAUCAGUAUGGUAGGAACUGACUUCUCCUUGAUUGGACGGCUGUUUCCUCAUAGGGCCAGAGCAGAAAUUAAGAACAAGUUCAAACGUGAGGAGAAAGCUAAUGGAUGGAGGAUAGACAAAGCUUUCAAAGAAAAGCGGCCUUUUGAUUUUGAAUUCUUCGCCCAGCUGCUUGAGAAGGUCUUAGCAGAUGAGGAAAAGAGGAAACAGAAGACUGCUAAAAGCCAGAAGCCAAAGGAAAAGACACCGUCAAGACCUCGGAAGAGACCAAAAGCAAAAGCUGCCAGCAGAGAAGCUGCUGGUGAUAAGGAUGAUCUUCAGGAAGGCAGAAUUUCUGAUGCAGAAACAGAAGCAGAUGCUGUAACAGCUGAGAAAGAAAAUGAAGAAUCUUCAGGCCUGGCUGAACAGACAGAAGAACAGGUUGCAUUAGAGCCAGUGUUAGCAAAAAAGAAGAGAAAGAAGAAGAGAAAAGAUGAUCUUGAACAGGAAGUGGAGAAUCUUCCAGAAGAAAUGUCAGUCCCUUCAAAAAUUGCUGAAGAAGGGAAAUCAUCUGAGAAAACAGAAAAAAAUGUGGUAUGUGAUGCUAAGAAUGAUGGUCAUACUACCUGUAGAGAAGAACUGGAUAGUGUUAUUGAAGGAAAACGAGAUGACACUGUUACAGAGGAAGAGGGGUCAGAGUCCUCUUUACCAGUGGAUGUCAUGAUGGAGAGAGAAAGUGAUGUCAAAUUAUGCAGCUUUGAAGGUAGCAAUGAUACUAUAUUAGAAACAGACUCUGCUAUACUGAGAACUCAAGAUACGAGAGACAACACAUCACAGGAAAGUCACAUUUCAGAGUUACCAGUUUCGAGGCUUCGAAGCGAGGAAAGACAGUCUGAAGAAACCAGAGAAACAAAGAGCAAAGACAUACAUGACUUAUGUAGACCAGAUGAAAAGCAGAGUGCAUCAGAAAAUGAUUCUCAGUCUGAAAUAAUGAAAACUGAAAAGGCACCAGACAGAAGGCGCUUGCAAAGACCUAAACCCAAUAUAGUGAGAACAUCUGGAAGGAGGGAAGCAUCAACCCAAGAGAAAGUGGAGGCUGAGACUUCCUCCACAAACCUUGUGAAUGCAAAUGAAAAGAUCUCUGAGGAAGACAGUAGAAGAAACAGAAAUGACAAGACAGAUUUGGAUACUAAAUCUGAAGCACCUGAAAAAACUGUAAUUGCAAAGGCAAUAGUUAGAGGAUGUCGUCAGAGAUUUAAACCUAAUGUUAUAAGAGCAUCUGGAAGGAAAGAAGAGCCCGAAAAAGAUGCAGAAAAAGACAAAAUGUCCCAUCUACAGCCUAGGGGAGAACCUAAGGGAGAAACAGAAAAGAACACUGACCAGAGUAAUAGAUCUGAUGCUACCAGUGAAGAAGCAGCAGAAAAAGAUAAUAAAGUCCCAGAGACAAUGUCUCAAUCUAGUGAAACAGCUGGUUUACAAGAUGGCAGCAAACAGUGUGUGCUGAAACCAACACCUCUAAAGAGAGGCAGACUGCAGAGACCAAAACCAAAUCUAGGAAGAACUGUUGGAAAGCAGAAGGACCUGCCAGAGGAAAAAGAUUCUGAAGAGCAGAAAUCUCAGAGUGGAGAAACAGAAGAAGGCCUGAUACACCAUAGGGAUGGAAACAAUGAUCCAUGCCUAAAAAAUGAUGUGAUGAUUCAUGAAGACACUCAACCAUGCAAUGUGAUUUUAGAAGGGGAUGUUUCUACAGAUUCUGAGAGGAGCUCAAUACAUACAAGGCAGCAUUCCCAAGAAAAACCCUUAGAAGCAGAAAGCUAUGAAAGUGAAAAGGAAUCGUCAGAUGUCUGGAAACAGGCUUCAGAUUUCAAUGUGGGGGAGUCUGGUCCUAGAAAGGAAGAGGAGAAAACUGUUGUAUCAUCAGCUCAGCUACUGAGGAGUCGAUUCCAGAGACCAAAACCAAAUUUAAGAAUGACAACUAGUAGAAAGAAAAUGUUGGAUGUAAGUGAUGAAGGUGUAUCACAGCAAGACAGAAACAAGGAAGAAGGUUUGACACAAUGUGACAGUGAUUGUAGCAUCCUUUCUGAUACACAUAAAACAGGAAAAUAUGAAGUCCUGCAACCAUUGGAAUCCUCAGGAAAGGCAGAGUCACUUUGCGCUCAGGUUUCUGAGAGGCCAAGCUGUGAGUCCCCAAAGAUGUUUUCAAGAUCAGAGGAUGCUGAACUUGAGUUAUGUCUACCUGAAAUUAACCAAGAUGACACUUCAACUGCUACUGCAGGCAAAAAUAACACUGAAGAAGAAAGUAAACAAAUACCUAUUCGACCUGUCCAGUUAGUACGGAGCAGAUUCCAAAGGUACAAGCCAAACUUAAGAAAAUUGGUUGGAAAGAAGGAAUUACAAAUAGCAGAAAAUGAGAGGGAGGAAAAGCCUGAAGCAGAGAAGUUGCUGUUGCAAGAAAAUGAGUCUGCCAAUGCUGUCAUUGGUGAAAAUGAAGCUGUGCUCUGUCAAACGGAUGUAUGGAGCAAUGAGGAACAGGAACAGCAAGCAGUGCCUCCGGUGCCCUGUGCUUCUGAAAACGUACCGUGUGAACAAAGCAGUGCUGAAAAAUGCACUUCCCAAGAUGACAAGCUGGGUGCUCUGAAACCAGAACAAUCCGUAAGGAAUGGAUCUCCAAGAACAAGACAAAACCUAGAAAGAGCAUAUAGCAAAGAAGAAUCUCCAGUGGCACAAAAACUUGCUGCUCCAGUUGAGGAAGAAGUAAAUAAAGGAGAGAACCUGCCUGUGGCAGAAGGAUCUGAGGAACUUCCUUCCUCCAAAGAUGACACGGAAGUAUUGUUGUUUGCUGGGAAUUUGUCCAAUCUAGACACAGAUCCAAAAAGUAUUGAGUCAGAAACACAAGGUUCCUCUAAAAAAUCACCCAACUACCACAGCAAGGGAGAACAAGAAGAAUGUCUUCCUACAGAUGCUCUAGGAAGCAUUCAGGAUCCCAUAGAAAGGUCAAAUGACAAAUCAAGAUCUGGAGAAGAAAGUAAACAGAGUGAUACAAAACCUUUGCAUCAAGUGAGGGAAUCCCACUGGAACACAAAGCCAAACCUAAUGAGAGUUACUAGGAAAAGAGAUUAUCCUGAAGGUGGUGAAAACAGAGAAGAGGACAAGGCUGAGGAAAUAAAUGCAAAAGAGUGUUUGGUAUUAGAGAAAACUGUUUCAUCAACGCAAAACUCUAGUAACAUAGUGGAAGCUGCAAAGUUCUCAGAGGCUACAAGAAAACACAAUCUCACAGACUCUGAAGAAACACCAUGUAAAAGACUCAGGCAGGAUAACAGUCUUCAGUCUCCAGAAAUAUCGUCAGAGGGUGAGAGUCAAGUAGAACAAGAUGAUUUUCAGCUUUCUACCUCUCAGGAAAAAAAUUCAGACAGUCUUUUAAGGAGGCAGUCCAGAAGGUCAUCAAAACAGGUGGUACUGCCAAAACAUGUCUCGGAGCCAAGACGUGCUGCUGCUUCUGCUUCUGAGUGUGAGGCUGCUUGCAGUGAAAAGGGGAAUCAAAGGCAAGAAGUUAAACUUAGUCUUACAAGAGGCAAAAGUUUGAAAACUACACUUAGAAAGAAAUCUGGGAAGGAACACAGAAGUUCAAAGAUAACUUUGGUGACCCUCCGGGCUUCUCAAGAGGAGGAGGAGGAGGAGACAGAUGUCUUGGUGCCUGAUGAUGAAGAUGAAUGCUUUGCACCAGAAGAAGUAAACAAAGCUCCAGUGUUUGUUCCUAUAUGUCUGCGAUCUCCCAAACCAAUUCCUGUUCAGAUAGAGGAAACCAUGGAGGAGCUGGAAAUACCUGUGAAUAUACCAGAUGUGCAGGUGCCUACUGAUGUUGAAAUUGCCUCUCAUGCAUCUGUCCAGCUGGUAAUACAGACAGAGGAAAAAGUAAUAGCCUCAACAGCUGAAAUAACUGUACAUGAAAAUCCAGAGGUGGACAAAGGAAUCAAUGAUGGAAGCACUGAAGCUGCUAUGACUUUACUUGCAAUGGGUGACCCAAUGUUCCAGUUAAAAACAAGUACUGAAGAAUGGACACACAUGUUGCCUGCUCAAGAUGAUUUGAACAUGGUGGAUAGCCUUGUAACCCACACCUACUCCAAAGAAAGUAGAACACCUAGUCAGUAUUUACACUCUUCAGACACUUCUACCAAGGAAUUGGUCUCUUCUGAAGAUGGAAGCAACAUUAAUGUAGAGGAUCAAAGCACUGGCAUAAGAAUAGGUGUUGAAGGAUAUUUUGAGGAAAAUGCUACAGAUAACAGGCGUAGCUCUUGGCCUGUGGUGAAUAGUAUGAGACUGACACAAGGCAGACUCCUAGAGCCUGAGCCAGGCUUUGGAAUACUGCAGUCCAAUGAAACUGUAGUUCAGAAGUCACUUAAUACAGAUGUACAUGUGGAACAACUAGAGCAAGUUCAAAGUGAGUCUACAGCCCUGAGAGGUGCUGCAGAAAUGCAGAAGGUGGAACUAGAACAGGUGAGACCAGCUGCAGGUGAUGCUUCAGUUCUUCAUGAUUUUGCAGCUAGAAGUACGGAACUUUUCAAGGAAGCAAACAAAACUGAGAGAACAGAAAAAGAGAUGAGAGAUGCUUGUGGAAAUUCAGGAGAUUUAAGACCUGUAACUGCAUCACCAAAACUCGAAAAGUCUCACCUUGGAUUGGAGGAUUAUCCAAAUGAAAGUUCUGUGGACGGACUUCCUGAGCAAAACCCUUGUCCUCCUGAGUACAAUAUAUGCACAAUCAACUUUACUCAGGAGGAAGCUGGCCCUCAGGAUUCUCAACAACAGUGCGUAAGCAGCACAGAAGAGACUCCAGAAAUUACAGUAGCAAGUGUUGAUCAUAGAUGUCCAGAGGAAGAACAGACAUACAUUUUAACAUUGGUGGAAAUUCCAGCUGACUCAAAAGACUUCGGUGCAUCUGCUUUGCUGGAACCAACUUCAGAACCACUGCUGCCAGCCCCAAUACUUAUCAGUCCAAUAAAUGCAAGUGAAACAAACGAGACUGAAAUUGAGAGCAUUGGAUCCUUGACAACUGCAGCUGAUGAAUUUGCUGCACCUUUAAACAGCCGUGUGGAAACCACACAACUAGAGAGUUUAUCAGUGGAGCCCGUUCCGUAUCUGGAGACAACUCAAAAAAGUCCAGCUGCUGAGCUUGAAGAGAAUUAUUUUCCUCCUGCCAAGAAAGCUGUGUGUACUGUUGUAGAGGAAGGUACCCUGGAAACCACUUACAAGGGUUAUUCAAUUAAAUCCAGAGAUGCUUCAACAAUAGCUUCAGGGAAUCCUUUUCAAAAAACGGAAGCUUCAGCAAAGGAAACAAUAUAUACCUCUGUGUUGGUGUCUGAGCCUGUGUCACCACAACCUGAAAGAAGCCAGCCGGAGACUUCAGAGAACCAAGUGAAAACAACAGCUGAGAAUUCAACAUUUAGACAGGAAGAAGAGGUGACAUCUAGAUUAACCUCUAAUAGAAAAGAAGAAAUAAGUGGCCAAGGAAUGCAGGGGAAUGGGCAUGAAUCUGAGCAGUCGGAACAUACUGAAAGCCUGGCAUCAUCUUCAAAAACUCCAUUACUUAGGUGUGGACGAAAACCAUUGGGAUUUUUAUCUUUAAUUUGCAAACAAAAUAGUUCUAAAUCUGCAGAAGAUACCAAACGGAAUAAAGAUAAGAUCCCAAAGCCUCGAAUCGUGACUCCAAAGCGAAGUCUAAAAAGACCUGGUCCAUCCACUGAGGGUGACAGGGGAUCAUGUUCCCUUCCCUCUACAAGCACAUUAUCAUCAGUGGAGUAUGAGAAUGUAGUUGCUGAUUUUGCAGUUACGGUUCCAAGUAAUGAGCCAUCUGAGAAGCUGCCCCUUUGUGCUAAAGAUCAAGAGAAGGAAGAAGAGCCAACCAGAAUCUCUGAGUAUUUUUUCAGUGACAUCUUUAUGGAAGUAGAUGAUUCAGAAUAGCAAAUUUGCUUUAUAAAAUCAUGGGAUCUGAGAGUAUGAUGCAAAAAGAAAAGGGUAUUUUUAAGAAGUUCUGAUUUGUUCUGAUGUUCAUUCUGCCACACUUGCUAUCAGCCAAGCUGUUGUUAAUAAAUUCCAAAAAGAUGAAGCAAUCUGGACACAUUUAAAGUAUUGACAUAAUCUAAACUGCUACGUUUAUGUCAUGGGACCAGACCAGCAGCUUCUGGUUUAUAUUUUCAUUUGGUUUAAAUGUGGAUCAUGAGUGCAUGAAUAUCUACCAGAAAAGUGCAAUGAAAAAAUACUUAACCUUGUGACAAGUAUCCUUUUGAAUUUAAAUGCAUUAAUUUAAAUGCAUAGGUGAUUUUAAAUGGUAUACAAGUCUUUACUUCUUUUUGUGAAGUAUGUUAUGUUAGUAUGUUAGAAGGAAGAGUGAACCUUUUAUGUAUAGUAUAAUCUCUAUAGAUCAGGAUACAAUUUCUGGAAGUAGUGUAGUAAAUGCACAGAUAUGUUCAGCACUGCAGGUAUUUUUAUUAGCAUCUCCAAAUUACAUAUUUUUGUAAGAGUUUUUAAUUACAUAAAGCAAAAGAUCUUAACCUGAAAAGCCAAAUGGGUUUAGUUCCUUGUAAAUUUGUUGAGAACAAUCGGAAAAACACUAUUUACUAGAAAAUGCUACACAAUGUUAAUCUUUGCAACUGUCCUACUGGAGUGGAAGUGGCUACUGUUUCCUAGCAUAAAUGUUGAUUUCCUUCUAAAUUUGAAAACAAGGAGAUAGAUGCCAAUUUUUUCUUUGAUUUUACAUGCAAGUCUUUCUAUCUCUAUUGACUUCCUUGGCUUCCCUGUGCAAAGUAGCACAAGAGACUGGAUUUAUACCAACGUGGUUGCUGUGAGGAUUUGCUACUUUGAAGCAGUUGAAUUUGAAUGGUUUUCCUCAUGUUGCAUGUCUACUUGUACAGUAACUUGCUAUAAAAUGCUGGUGUAGCUUUAGAUUUUAGUCUGAUUUUUUUACUUGUCUCAUCUAAAAGGUUGUUUUGAAGUAAUAGGGUUCAUGUAGCCUCAAAGUCGGGUGUUCACUGAAAGAUUCAGUGUUUAUUCUGAAACUCCUCAUUCCACAAUGAGGAGAUGCAUAGAUUUCAGUAGUGUCAAUAUUUCGGUAGUUUCUCCUGUUAUUUAAUAACAGCAGGUAUUUUAGAAAAACAAAUUAUUAUCAAAGUGAAACUGAUGGCAUUGUUAUGCUCUUAAGAAACCUAUCUUCAGCUUUGGACUGGAUAAUCAUUUCCUGGCAAAUAUUUUCAUAGCAGUGUCUAGUUAAUUUUGAAGUACUUGAAGUUUGAGAAUGUUUGCCUUUUCAAAAGCUAUUGACAAGGCUUCUGAGGGAGCCUUUAAAAUUUUGUCAGGAAGCAAAAAUACACGGAAAAGCAAUUCUUACUGCAAAGUGCUACAUUUCCAGGCCUCUGUCAAUCAAAUGUUGCUAGCAGUAUCUUCUUGAGGGGAUAGAAAAGGGACUACCAGUUCCAGUGUAAAGUAGCUUACUUGAAGGUCAUGCUGUUAGCCCCCCCCAAAAAAACCCCCCACCCCUAACAGUAGUUUUCUGUUCAGGCAGUAUCUUGUGCUUUGCAUAAUCAAUGUAACUUGAAAUGUUUAUCUAAAUAUUGUCUUAUUGUAAACAUUAUGAAAUAGAUUAAUCUAUACAUAAAUCUCCAUGUAUUAUAUCUUGUAAUAUUAUUUUAUGUAUGCAAGCAUUUACUUCCUAAUACAUGUGGCAUGUUUAAAUCACUUGCACUGAUAGAGCCUAAAAUUAGAUUUGUGGGAGGUGGCUAUAAAAUAACUGCCCUAAGUACUUUCUGAGGUGAUAACCAUUCUACAUGUAGUUGCAUAGAUUUUAGCUUGCCUUCAUAUUACAAGCAGGAAAAAAAAAAAAGCCAGCUAUUUCAUUACUAAGAUUUAAGGUGCCUUAUCUGCCUUGUUAAUUGGGGCUGCAUAUUUUUCCCUGCAGUAAAUCACAUGCACUUUGUUAGACGUGGGGUUUUUUUUAAGAACAAAUUUAAUUUGAAGUGAGAUAAGACAAUUGUUGUGUUCUGUUUUGUGUAUGAAGAUUUUAUAAGGGUGAAGGAUGUAGGGAAAAGUGGUGAAAUCUAAACGCCCACUAGUUAAGCAUUUUUACAAGGAUGCGACAAUAAAAAUGCUUUGCUUAGUGUUGUCUGACACCCUGUGUUACCACAUAUAAGCUUUCUGUUUCAAAGAAAGUAGUCAUAUCCUGUAUGUAAAUUAUGUUAAUAAAUUAUUUAUAUUACCCAA
This is a messenger RNA of Apus apus (common swift), 9469 nucleotides long. It is a transcript of the gene BDP1, whose product is annotated as B double prime 1, subunit of RNA polymerase III transcription initiation factor IIIB. NCBI's taxonomy places the organism in Eukaryota, Metazoa, Chordata, Aves, Apodiformes, Apodidae. The transcript has 42 exons. Bases 65 to 7177 code for a protein of 2370 amino acids. The record is from RefSeq and is a predicted model, not a curated record. Gene Ontology annotation, biological process: RNA polymerase III preinitiation complex assembly. Gene Ontology annotation, cellular component: transcription factor TFIIIB complex. Gene Ontology annotation, molecular function: TFIIIC-class transcription factor complex binding.